This is a messenger RNA of Rotaria sordida, 1785 nucleotides long. The record is from the annotation of a GenBank genome assembly. Lineage: Eukaryota; Metazoa; Rotifera; Eurotatoria; Philodinida; Philodinidae.
AUGCCAGAAAAAGUACUCGAUUUAUUUGAUCAAAUGAAUAUCCAACCUGAUCAAGUUGGUUUCAAUACUCUAUUUAGUGCUUGUGCUCGUGUUGCUAAUGAUCAUGCUAAAGAAAUUGGAAGAAAACUUCUUGAUCAAAUGCCUAAACAUUUUCAUAAUAAUAAUGUUUUACUCACUUCAGCAAUAAAUAUGUUAAUGAAAUUUGGUGAUGUUGAAAAUGCUGAAAAUUUUUUCCAAACGAUGAAAAAGAAAGAUGUUAUUGCAUAUGGUACUAUGAUGAAAGGAUAUGUGGAAAAUAACAUGUAUGAAAAAACAUUAGAUUUAUUUGAACAACUACCUUUUCCACUUCAUAAUGUUGGUUAUACUAUAAUAUUCAAUGCUUGUGCACAACUUUUGAAUGAUCGUGCUAAACAAAUCGGAAGAAAACUUCUUCAACAAAUGCCUAAAACUUUCUAUAACAACAAUAUUAUACUCACUUCAGCAAUAGAUAUGCUAAUGAAAUUUGGUGAUGUAGAAAAUGCUGAGAAUCUUUUCCAAAUGAUGAAAAAGAAAGAUGUUAUUGCAUAUGGAGCGAUGAUGAAUGGAUGUAAUAUAAAUAAUCAACCGUUCAAAUGUUUACAACUACUAGAAGAAAUCAAACAACAAAAUUUUAUACUCGAUGAAUUCUCAUCAAGUAUAUUGAUAAAUGCAUGUGCACGACUUAGUAUGCUUUCAAAAUGUCAAUUAGUUGUUGAUCAAAUUCCUUCACAUUUAUAUAAAAAUCAACGUAUACUUAAUUCAUUAAUUUAUAUGUGGGGAAAGGUUGGUUCUAUUGAAAAUGCUCAGAAGAUUUUUCAAUCUAUCGAUAAUCCUGAUGAUUUUACAUAUAAUUCAUUGAUUUAUAUCUAUGGACUUAAUCGAAUGGGUUUAGAAGCUGUUGAUUUAUAUCGAAAAAUGCCUGAUCAUUUACGUAAUGAAAUAACAUAUGUAUGUGUAUUAAAUGCAUGUUCUCAUUCGGGUCUUCUUAAUGAAGCUCGUUCUAUUUUCAAUGAAAUUUCUCAGAAAAGUAAACAAAUUAUUACUGCAAUGAUUGAUUGUCUAAGUCGUCUUUAUAUAUUUGAUGAAGCACAAAAACUCAUCGAUGAUUAUGAAAAAUCUAAUCCACCUUAUUCAGUUAUGUAUACGGCGAUAUUAUCUGGAGCACGUAAUUCUCGUCAACAUAUUUUAUCACAAAAAAUGUAUGAUAGAAUGACAAUGUUAUUUCCUAAUGAAAAAGAGACACUCAAGUCUGGUUCAGUUCUUCUUGGUAAUACAUAUUUAUCUAUAGGUGAUCAUGAACAAGCAGAGAAUGUUCGAUUAAAUCGAAUAAAAGAAUUAGGAACAAAAAUUCAACCAGGAGUAUCAUGGACAGAAUUCAAGGGUGAAAUUUCAGAGUUCAAAGCCAAUGAUCGUCGUCAUCCUCGAUCUGAAGAAAUCCAUGCCAAAGCAAAAUAUAUAUUCGAUGUAUUGAUCAAACAUGGUCAUGAAUAUGAUGCUAGUUGGAUAACUCGUCCAUUAGGUGAAGAUGAAACAACUGAAUCUGUAUUAUGUACUCAUAGUGAACGACUAGCAAUUGCUUAUCAUUUUUUACAAGAAGAAAAUCCAUCGUUUAUUCAGAUUACGAAGAAUCUUCGUAUGUGUGGCGAUUGUCAUCGGGCAACAAAACUCAUUGCUAAAAUCUGGCAAUGUAAAAUUAUUGUACGUGAUGCAAACUGUAUUCAUCACUUCUCGCCUGAUGGAACUUGUUCAUGUCAAGAUCAUUUUUAG